CAGCAGAUGAGCACCAUGGCCAUCAGUGAUAGCACCACUCGGCUAGAGGCCACUCUGCUGGCAUUCAAAAAGGUCAUCGACUCAUACACAACACCCCAUGGAACCACCCUGUCUCGACACUUUACCUCCCACGUCCUCAACCCGCAAAUCGUGUAUCUCACAGCCUGUCGGCCCAUGUGCUUCUCCAUGGGAAACGCCAUCCGGUGGCUUAAGCUUCAGAUCAGCAAGAUUGAUAUCGACAUGGCCGACUCUGACGCUAAAAAGCUGCUGUGCGAGGCCAUUGACAGCUUCAUCCACGAGCGCAUCACUCUCGCCGAUCUCGUCAUUGUCAACACGGCAGCAGACAUGAUUGCCGAAGACGACGUCAUCCUCACAUAUGCGCACCACCACCUCGUAGAGAGGGCCCUCCUCAAAGCCAACGCCAGCGGCAAGCGCUUCAAGGUCAUCCUCGUCGACGAUCCGUUUGAGAGAGUCGGCCUCGGCCACGUCAAGAAGCUGACCGCCGCCGGCAUCCCCGUCAUCUACUCACCCGACUUUGGCGCCCUGCGCACCAACCUCCAAGAGUCCACCACUGUUCUCGUCGCUGCAGAGGCCAUGUUUAGCAACGGAGCCAUGUACGCGCGAGCAGGCACAUGCGACGUUGCGACGGCCGCGUUUGACUUGGGUAUGCGAGUGACUUCGCUGUGCGAGACUAUCAAUUUCACAGAGCGUGUGUCGAUAGAUUCGCUCACGUACAAUGAGAUUGAUCCGGAGCGGAACACGGAUGAAGAGUUUAGGCUGUUGUUUGACACGACGAGAGACAAGUAUAUUUCGGCUGUGGUGACAGAGCUAGGUAUCUGUUCGGCAAAAUCGGUGCCUGCAAUUUUGCGAAAAUUGGAGGAAUUGUAAAAAGUAAAAUAAAAAGUCAAGACAAAACAAAGAAGCAUUAUGACGGGACGGAAUAUCAGGCUGUAGCGAGGAGGUAUCAUGAGAGGAAUAAAUGGAUAAACCAAUUCGCUGGUUUGAGAUUCAAAAAUUGAUAUUGUGAACAUGACGGCUGACUUGUAUCGUAUAUGCGUGUAUAAUUGUGUCUCUGAGUCUGUUCAAUGCAUUGAGUCAUAUAGCUUGCCCACCCAAUGGCAUGUAACAUGACAUCUCAACCCAUGUCCCUCAAACUUCCUCCUUCAUCUCCAGCCAGAGAAAAGACAUCAAUUCCGAAACUCUCCUCGCUCUGUAUGUACAAUUCGGAUAUUUCGCUCUUUCUUUCCCUUCCAUCAGGUUAUGUCCCCGUCCCUUUUAUUACAUUUCUUCCCUCCAAGCACAUUUUUUUCUCUCCUCCUCAGUCGGCAUAAACUUAAGCCUCCUGUCCCCUCUCAGCAUCGCGCUGUGCCUUCCUCGCCCUCUUCUCCAGCAGAGCCCUCUUCCGCUCGCCCAGCUGCGCGGCCUGUCUGUCGUCGACACCCUGCAGCCAGUGUCCGAAGCUCGCGCCGCCGAGCGCAUAGACGGGGUACGCCCACAGAGAGGAGCGGUUGAAGAAGGGGCGCAUCUCGAUGCCGACUUGCCAGAAGCGCACGGCGAGGCC
Messenger RNA from Trichoderma atroviride IMI 206040, 1561 nucleotides. RefSeq lists its product as uncharacterized. The record is from RefSeq and is a predicted model, not a curated record. NCBI's taxonomy places the organism in Eukaryota, Fungi, Ascomycota, Sordariomycetes, Hypocreales, Hypocreaceae.